This is a messenger RNA of Esox lucius (northern pike), 4769 nucleotides long. It is a transcript of the gene nags, whose product is annotated as N-acetylglutamate synthase. NCBI's taxonomy places the organism in Eukaryota, Metazoa, Chordata, Actinopteri, Esociformes, Esocidae. The transcript has 10 exons. Gene Ontology annotation, biological process: L-arginine biosynthetic process. The coding region runs from base 1980 to 3581 and encodes 533 amino acids. The record is from RefSeq and is a predicted model, not a curated record. Gene Ontology annotation, cellular component: mitochondrial matrix. Gene Ontology annotation, molecular function: L-glutamate N-acetyltransferase activity, acting on acetyl-CoA as donor; arginine binding.
GGAUGAGGUCCUUGUGGCAAAACCAAUCCCCACUCCCACCUUAUCCACAGCAACAGAUGUAAGAGAGGUCCAGGAGAGCCUGGUGGACAAGGAGAAGACGGUUGACGUUCUUGACCUGAGCAUUUCUCCAAGGAUCCAAAAGGCCCUCAGAGACAUUGAGGCCAUGGUGACCUCCAGAAUGAAGACUACGGUCAUGCCAAAGCAGCUUGUGGUACUUGGUUCCACCACCAAGCACAUUGUCACUCAGGUACUGUCUCACUUAGACUUCCUCCUGAAAGGCUGGUUGGUCUAUUUGGAGACAGCAGCUAUCGUGGACGACACCCCAGCUCUUCUGUGGUCUAUUCCCUGGGUUCAAGUCAUGGAGGAGGAGCUGUCUAACUUCCAGUGCAUUGAUUCCUAUGAAGUGACCAAGGCUGUCAUCAAUGACCUGGAUCAGGUGCUAGGCUCCAAACCACUGUUGGGAGAACUGGGUAUAGGCUCACAGAGUUUGACCUGGUACAUUGUUCAUCUUGUUGGUCUGUCCAUUGCUAAAAGAGUACCUGACGUUCACGCUGUCAAACAAGAGGAGAGACAUUAGCCAGCAUAUGCUGAACAUCUGUCCUCUACCAGCUAAAUUUCAUCAGCGGAGAAUUAUUAGGUGACUUUGUGGUAAAGUUUAUGCUUCAACUUCACCCAAGAACAGACCUGGCUCCAAGGAGCUCAACCAGCAGGCUCUGCUCUUACUGGCAGUUAAAAUGGCCUCAGUUGCAUUUAACAUCUUGAGGAAGAUACCAGGUGUUUCUGUGGAUGAACAGCUGUGUGCCCCCAUCUGCAAUAUGAGACAGACGGUAUUCCACAUGCAGAGUGCCUUGGUCCAAAGGUUCGGCACAACAAACUUGGUUGCUAAUAAGGAUCCGCUGGUUAUUUCCACCAUACCCCAGGCCAUCUGUGAGGGAAUCUUGAUUGUAUACAAGGGCAUCACUUUAACCCAUCCACUUCAUGUCCCCGGCCCACAGCGUCCAAUAGCCAAGAGCUAUGAAGAGGCUCUGGAGACAAAGCUGUUAGCAGUAACUCUACCCGAGGACCUGAAAAAGACUAUCUACCAUCAUUAUGGGUCCCGGGUCGGGAAACCGCCACUUUUCCAGAAAGCUUUUCCACCUCUGACUAGCCUCGAUAAGUUUGAGUACAUCCAGCGUGUUACUCCGCCUCUCUCCUCCAAAAGUGUCACAGUGUGGAUCCAUCCUAAAUACUUCUUUGGGGACGACGAUGACGAGGAGGAGAUAACACGGUCCCUAACAACCCUCUGGCUCUUAAUGUCAGCCAGGCUGCCUUUUUAGACCAGUUUCCACUAACCGACGUAUUCCAAUCCACCACAACAGACUUCACUGACUGCAAAUCAACCCCUAGGUAUGUGCCAGUCAUGGUCAAAGUGCAAAAAGAGGUUAUGACAGAUAACUCAGAUGAGGCUAGUGGUAACUCGUUUGACCAGGCUCUGAGGGAGGCAGAGAGAAACAAACCAAAGAUUACUAUUGUUCCUCUGUAACGUGUGGCGGUAGUGGAGGAACCAGGCGCAGGCGAAUAUACUCGAUGUAGUUGUAUUUAAUGAAAAAACUAACACCGAGCAUACAAAAAACAAACUCAAAGGGGCUGAAUCUGUAAACAGCAAACCACUCACCAGUUACAUGUAGCAUACUGACAGCAAACAACAACAAUCGACAAAUGUGGGGAGCAGAGGGGAAACAUUUAAACACAUACUAACGAGAUGAUUGGGACCUGGUGUGAGUAGCUGAAGACGUGACACGAAGACAAGUCCGGGAUGUGUUUGUGGAGUGAUGGGAACUGGAGGUGUACGGGACAGUGGCACCGAUCCUCACCGCACCGUGACACUCUGGUACUAGUCAGGAGCAUCUUUAAUGAUGCAUUCUUGACCUGGAAAUAUGUGUCGCAUGACGUCGGUCUUUGCAAUGAUAUGGUUGAUCACAUCCACAUAAAAAUUCAGAAUGAGGCACUUAAGUACAAGGACCAUAGUGUUCAAAUCCACACUGAACAAACUUGAGGAGGAUCCAAAGAUGAUGAAACGCUUUGUUAUGAACUGCAGUCAAUCUUUUGGGAUGAAAUACUUGAAUAUCGUCAGGGAACAUAGAGAAAUGAAAGCCCAGCUGCACCCAGACAAGCUGUCUCUGCUGGUCAGUGACCUCAUGGUUGGGGAGAUUAUGGCUCAUCUGAGGCCUACCUUGACCUUCUCCAAGGACAUUAAGGAGGGGGACAACCGGACGUACUGCAUUAAUGUCCCGGUCAAAAGAGAUACCAGCUUCCCAGAUGAUGCAGACAAGACCACUCUGGAGCUUCGUAUUGAGAAAGCUAGUGCUGACCGAAUGAAGGAACUUCUCAUCCCAUCUGUUGACAAAUCUGUGUUUGAGAGCCGAGAGAUGGUGCAGAGUCUGGCCUUCGGACUCUCUUUCCUGCAGCGGAUGGACAUGAAGCCAGUGGUGGUGAUGGGGCUGUCACGGCCUAGGGUUGAUGACGCACCAGACGGGUCCACUUCAAACUCCAGGGCUGAUAUCGUUCAGCAGUGCCAGAUCCUGACAGAGGUCCUACAGCACCACUCAGCUAGUGUAAUUCCUUUCUUCAGUGCAGAGGCCUUGCUGCUGGUUCAGGACCCCCCCCAAGGCAGCAGUGCAGGGUCCUCCAUUGCGGUGGACAAAGGCCUUCUCCAGUGGAGCCUGGACUGCGGCGCCAUCCCCCUGGUGUGCCCUGUGGGGAGGGAUAGCGCUGGCCGCUCUGUGGCUCUGGACUCUGUUGACGUCACGGCUGCCAUCUCCAAGGUCCUGCAGCCACUCAAAGUCAUGUUCCUGAACAGCCAUGGGGGCCUCUGCAGCGAGAGCCACAAGGCAUUGGACUUAGUGUCUCUACCCGGUGAUCUUCCCGGCCUGUCAGGCGCGCCGUGGCUGAGCUUGGCGGAGCGCCGGCGGGUGGUCACCAUCGCCCAGCUCCUAAACCAGCUGCCCUGCGAGUCCUCUGCAGUCAUCACAUCUGCCAGAACGCUACUUACUGAGCUUUUCAGCCACAAGGGUUCUGGCACCCUGUUCAAGAACGGAGACCCCAUUCACAGAUAUAGCAGUCUGGAUGGGAUCGACCUGGACCGCCUACUGUCCCUGAUCAACACCUCAUUUGGGAAGACCCUGAGGGAGGAUUACAUUGAUUCGCUGAAAGGACGCCUCCACUCCAUCUAUCUGUCUGAAGGGUACAGUGCGGCUGCCAUCAUCACCAGGGAGGCAGUGAGCAGCGCCACGCCCUACCUGGACAAGUUUGUCGUGAGUGGCAGUAAGCAGGGCCAAGGCACCAGUCAGAUCCUGUGGGAGUGUAUCAAGCAGGACCUAGGCAAGCUCUUCUGGAGGUCGCGCGCCACCAACCACAUCAACCCCUGGUACUUUAAGCAUUGCGACGGAAGCUUCGUCAACGGCAGCUGGAUCGUCUUCUGGUUUGGCCUCCCAGAUAUCCGGGAGUCCUACGAGCUUGUGGAGUACGCCAAACGUGUUCCUGACUCCUUCCUUGGUCCAAUAAAAGAGGGAACGCCAGAGCAGCCACCUCCAGGAUCCUGAACUCAACAUUCCCACUUCACGUCUGAAGGGUCGCAGAAGAGCAAGCUAAAAGAAGCAGUUCUACCCAUUGACACACUGCGUGUUGAUUAAUCUGUUGUGGCAUUACUAGACGUUUUUAGGGCGUGGAGCAGUAGGUUGUUAGUUUUUAGUGUCAGGGAACCCUUUGGCUUAGAUUAGCGGUUAGAUUUGAAUCUGGCAGAAUUGUCUUCCCACAUUCAUCCUUCUUUGGCUGAUGAAGGUUUGUUAGGUGGAAAAUAAUCUGUCUCUGGUUUCAUCUUCCUCAUAGCUGAGUUGAUUUUACUACUGCCUUUGAGGUAAAUCCUUACAUGCUGGUAACUUGCACUUUGUGUACUUAGCAAUGUCAGUGGGCGAUAUGACAGUUGCAAGCAGAUUUUAAGUUAUGAUUUCUCCCUCCCCAAUUUUAAGAAUUUCAUAAGAUGUUAUUUUAAUUUAUUCUGAAUUUUAAAGAGUGACUUCCGUUUUUUUUUAUUAGUUAUUUUAUUAGUAUUUUUUUUCUAUUUAACCAUUUCAGAAAACCUUAAAUACUAAGACAUCGAUAUGGUGCUUUUAUCUGACAGUGUUUACAAUUCAAUGGCUGGGAGAUGUUUCAUUGUAAAUUACCAUUUCAUACUGGAUUCAUUUAUUAGCAACUUUGUCUUUAUACUAUACAUCAAAUGUUAGGUUUCUACAUUCAUGGGAAAAACUUGACUCUUAACAAGAAUGGCACUGUGGUAGGACCACAGUGCAAUAUGCAAAAAGAAGCUCCCCUUUCAUGUGGCAGAUCUCUGUUAAAAUGUGAAAAAUUACCUAUCAUGAUGAUUGAAUUAAAAUGGGGCGUUAUGCUUUUAGCAAUUCAGAGAACUCAAGCUGGGUGAUUUCAUAAACACUAACAUUCUGAAAGUUUACAAAAUGCAUAUUUUUUGCAAUAGUUGAGAUGUAUAAACACAAUAACCAUUGUUCAAUUAUAAUUUUUUUGUGAAAUGAAAGUUUACACAUUGACACACAGAUGAGCAGUGUUCUGUCAUAUCUAUGAAUGCCUUAUUCACUGCAACAAACCAACGUAACAUGGAGCAGCUUUUUAGGGAUGUUAUGCUCAUCAGAUCGAUAGUGGGUAUAGGAUGUCAAAUCCCUCUUGCAAAAUGUUCACCUUUUGAUGCUUACAGGCCAAAAUAAAAACACAAAAUCUGA